Messenger RNA from Mytilinidion resinicola, 1005 nucleotides. RefSeq lists its product as uncharacterized. The coding region runs from base 1 to 1005 and encodes 334 amino acids. The transcript has 3 exons. Lineage: Eukaryota; Fungi; Ascomycota; Dothideomycetes; Mytilinidiales; Mytilinidiaceae. The record is from RefSeq and is a predicted model, not a curated record.
AUGGAGGCCAAAGGCACGAAGACGAGGAGCCAGACGAAGAGGGAGGCCGAAGAGAAGGAGAAGAUCGACGCCGCCGCUGCCCUCUUGAAGCUGCAGGAAGAGGACGCCCGCGCCCGCCAGGCACAACUGGAGCAACAAGAGCACGAUCGACGCGCCUUCGAGGCUGCCCAGGCCCGUCGCGGCGACAGCGUGAGCUCCCAGGCCACCAUCGACGACCCCAACGUGCCGGCGAGCUUCAGGGAGGGGCGGGCAGAGGGGGUGUACUGGUACGUUUCGAGCAUCACUCCAGCCGGAUCGCAGCAGGGAGUCGCUCCUCAGUAUCCUCCAGGAGAUGGUCUCGGCGGUGCUGGAUCUCGUGUCCCUCUCUUCUCUUCGCAAGGCGGCCCUCCAGUUCAUGGUGGAUAUGGAGGCACUUAUCAUCCUUCUGGAUCCGGCAACAAUCGUUCAUUCCCCCCCGGCCUUGCUGACUUCGCCAAUCCCGCGAUACCAAUCGGUGGUGUCAUCCAAUGUGGCAAUCUUACUGUCCAACGUCACCGACGAUGUACCUGGAGUCCGCACGACAACACGGUGCCGUAUGCUCACAUCCUGGAUGGCUCGGACGUCCGCUGCACCACCGUCACGUCGCGCAAUAUCCCGAACCCAAGACGGCAGGCCUCUCUCCCCGGGGCCUUUCAGAUCCGCAAGCAACGUCUCGGUGGUGGAAGAACACGGAAUCGCCUGUCCUGCGAACGUAACGUCUUGCAUCCAACAUUGCAUCGGCUCUUUCUCUCAAAAUCUGUGCUGCAAGGCUCCAAGCGACGCAUGCAUUGCGAGUCUUUGAGCAGCAUCUACGUCUGGCAUGGCAAUACGCUCCACGUACGCAAAGGUGAACUGCAUCUCAAGAGCGACGAGGCCAUGUAUGUCGCGGAUUCCCUCCUCAACUCCGAAUCCAACUUUGAUUUACAAGCUGUGGGUGUCUUCAAGUGGCUGGAGAAGCGGGAGGGAGUCUUUCGGUCGACUAAUUAA